Molecule: messenger RNA, 519 nt
Organism: Thlaspi arvense
Lineage: Eukaryota; Viridiplantae; Streptophyta; Magnoliopsida; Brassicales; Brassicaceae
Source: the annotation of a GenBank genome assembly
GGAGCUGAAGAAGAAAACAAUAAGAUGUUGCCUCCAUGGCUAAAACCUCUGCUUCGAGAGAAAUUCUUCGUACAAUGCAAAUUACACGCAGAUUCACACAAGAGUGAGUGUAACAUGUACUGUUUAGACUGUACCAAUGGUCCUCUCUGUUCUCUCUGUCUCUCCUUCCACAAGGAUCAUCACGCCAUUCAGAUAAGGAGAUCAUCGUAUCACGAUGUGAUUAGAGUAUCAGAGAUUCAGAAGUUUCUGGACAUAACAGGAGUUCAGACAUAUGUGAUUAACAGUGCUAAGGUUGUCUUCUUGAACGAGAGACCUCAGCCUCGACCAGGCAAAGGUGUUGUCAAUACCUGCGAGGUCUGUUAUCGGAGCCUCGUCGAUUCCUUCAGAUUCUGUUCUCUUGGCUGCAAGGUAACCCUAAAAAACAAAGAACGUUUUAUGUUUGUUUUCUAUUGCACUGUGAUUUCUUUGGGGGUAAAUAACAUAAAUGUCAGUGAAAAACACACAACACUCGGUAAAUAA